GUGUGGAUUUUUCCGAUCAAAUUUUCGAACGAAUAGAUUUGAAUAUGGCAAUCGCGAAGAAACUGGAAGAUGAGAUCUCACGUUCGUCUCCUUCUUCGUCACCAUCGCUGAGGGAAGCUCUGUUAAUCUCUACUAUGUGCAUCAUCGACUUACAAGUCCAUGUGCAUAUCCAGGAUGGCUCUGUUUUUUCUGGGAUAUUCUACACCUUCUCUCUUGAAAACGAAUUCAGCAUUGUUUUGAAGAAUGCUAGACUUACUAAGAAGGGAAGAAGUAAAUCGAAUGUAGCAAGUGGGAAGAUCGUGGAGACACUUGUUAUUUUGUCUUCCAAUAUUGUUCAAAUUGUUGCAGAGGGAGUCUCGCUUUCGCCCAAUGUUUCAGGCGAGAUUGAGGGUGAAAAUGUUGUCUCGGCCGUGGCAAUUACUUCCGAGCCUCGUUCUUGUGUUGCAAAUAAGUCCAUAAAUUCUGGCAAUAACAGACGGGGCGCUAAUCGUAGAAGAAAUUCCGCCAAACUUGAAAAUCGUUUGGAAAAUAAAGUAAGAACCUUGACAUCUGCGAAAGUAAACGGAACCACAGAUGCUUUGAAAGAGCCAGGGAGAAGAGAUCAGAACAAACAUCAUCCUAUCUCUCUGAACCAUCAACGACAGACUGGAUCCCGCAUUUUGCAGCAUAGUAAACAAAAUACUGUAGUGCAUCAGAAGGAUAAUGUUGAUCCCCAAAGCUCAAGUAUUAGCUUGGACAACACGUUUGAACGUGUAAAACCGACUGAACAAGAGAAAACUAUGCUGGGUCUUUCUAGUAAUGGUUUUCAUGAUGCUGCAGAAAGGCCCUCAUCAACUGAAAAUUCAUCAUCACAGAGCACAACUCCGGAUGAAAACUCAGAAAUGACUCAGGUUUUGGUGGCAUCUACAAAUAGGAUACCUAAUCAGUCAACAGACCCUAACAAGAAAACUAAGGAGUUCAAGCUAAAUCCUGGAGCAAAGACUUUUUCUCCAUCUCUUGCAAAACGUCUUACAUCAACUUAUACUGGUACGACGCCUGUUGUUGCAAAUAUAGGUUAUGUGCCGAGUAGUACUCCUAUGUUACCAGUUCCUGAAGCUGGUCAACCAGAAUUUGGAAUCAGCCCUUUCUUGUCUCAUGCACCUUCGCCUUCCAAGUUUGUUCCGUACACCAAUUUGGCUGCUGGAAAUGCUGGUGGUAUAUCUCAUUUUCCCCAACAUAUGGUUGGACCUACUAUUAUCAACAGGGGACAGCCAAAUAGAUUUACUACUCAGUUCCAUCCUGUUCAAGCCACACCAAUGCUUGUAAAUCCCAAUCCUCAGAUGAUGGUCGGGAGAUCAGGACAGCUUAUGUAUAUGCAACCAAUUUCUCAGGAUUUGGUUCAAGGAGCACCUCAUCACCCACAUCCACCCCCUCGUCCUCUGUUUUCUCCACAACAGCUCCAAUAUCCAAAGCAUCAAAGUCUAAUCGCAACUGGUCAACCGAUGCAACUUUAUGCUCCCCAACCAUUUGCAGCUAGUGGACAUCAGCCUUACACAGUCAUGCCUACCGAUAUUCCAGUUAUGCAGCCAACUUUUCCGAUUAACCGAGCACUGCCAAUUCCAGUUCCUAAUGGUUUCUAUGGCACAAAGUUUCUUUAGAAAGUCUUAAAUUUUUUUCUUCAUUACCUUAUUGUUUGCCUCCCAGCUUGAUAAGGCUUAUAUAAUAAAGAUUUUGAUCCACAGUUAGUACUUAAAAGUUAAAGAUUUCGUCUAUUGUUUUGGA
Messenger RNA from Capsella rubella, 1761 nucleotides. Its product is annotated as polyadenylate-binding protein-interacting protein 4. Lineage: Eukaryota; Viridiplantae; Streptophyta; Magnoliopsida; Brassicales; Brassicaceae. The record is from RefSeq and is a predicted model, not a curated record. The coding region runs from base 45 to 1637 and encodes 530 amino acids. The transcript has 13 exons. Gene Ontology annotation, cellular component: cytoplasmic stress granule. Gene Ontology annotation, biological process: cytoplasmic stress granule assembly. Gene Ontology annotation, molecular function: RNA binding.